Ogataea parapolymorpha DL-1 is the source of this 627-nucleotide messenger RNA. Its product is annotated as myristoylated subunit of escrtiii. The transcript has a single exon. Lineage: Eukaryota; Fungi; Ascomycota; Pichiomycetes; Pichiales; Pichiaceae. Bases 1 to 627 code for a protein of 208 amino acids. Gene Ontology annotation, biological process: late endosome to vacuole transport via multivesicular body sorting pathway; vesicle budding from membrane. Gene Ontology annotation, cellular component: multivesicular body; ESCRT III complex. The record is from RefSeq and is a predicted model, not a curated record.
AUGGGCAAUACAGCAUCCUCAGGGCCCAAAAUUACGCCACAGGAUAAAGCGAUUUUGCAACUGAAAUUGCAAAGAGAUAAGCUUCACAAAGUGUCGGUCAAAAUUCAGACGGUCAUUGACAGAGAGACAGAGAUCGCCAAGCAAUGCGUCAAACAAAAUAAUCGUAGGAAAGCCCUCCUGGCAUUGAGGAAGAAGAAAUAUCAACAAAACCUGCUUUCAACAGUGGAAAAGCAAGCUGAAACGCUGGAAGAGCUGAUAAAUACAAUUGAGUUCAAGCUUAUCGAAAAAGACUUUGUUUACGGCCUCGAACAGGGGAAUCAAGUCCUCAAACAGUUAAACAAAGAAAUGAGCAUAGAGAAAGUGGAUAAAAUAUUGGACGAUUCAGAAGAGGGAAUCAGAUACCAGGAAGAGUUGAGCAAUAGACUGGGAGAGCUUAUGUCCAAGAGUCUAGAAGAUGAGGUGGAUCUGGAACUCGAGGAACUGGAAAAACAGGAGAGAGCAAAGGAGGCUCCUCAAAAAGAUGUUGCGGCCCAGCUUCCAGAAGUUGUCAACAAACCUCUGCCCGAUAUCAAAAUGGAGCAACCAGAGGAGCGCGAAGAGGAGCAACCUGCCCCACUACCUGCAUGA